This is a messenger RNA of Antechinus flavipes (yellow-footed antechinus), 13275 nucleotides long. RefSeq lists its product as uncharacterized. Lineage: Eukaryota; Metazoa; Chordata; Mammalia; Dasyuromorphia; Dasyuridae. Bases 1 to 12357 code for a protein of 4118 amino acids. Gene Ontology annotation, biological process: lipid transport. The transcript is spliced from 72 exons. The record is from RefSeq and is a predicted model, not a curated record. Gene Ontology annotation, molecular function: lipid carrier activity.
AUGGGGCUCACGGCUUUCGUCGUGCUCUGGACUGUGGUGACAGCAACUUUAGGGAGGCAAGCAGAGAAGAAAAUUGACAUCAUCAAAAGAAGUGAUCAUAAGGAAAUGUUCCAUUCCAGCUGUCAGUGCCCCCUUUCUUGCUCCCUAGGUCCUGCUGUGCUCUACUUCUCCGAAGGUACUCAGUACAGCUACCGAUAUUCCACCAGCAGCAGUACCUCUCUGCAAGACCAUGGGACCCAGAAGAGCAGUCUUGGACUUGAGGGGCUGGUGAUCCUGGAGAUUCCAAAGGUCUGCCCCCAACAAGGAGAUCCGAUCUGGGCUGUGAACAUCAAACGUGGUAUCUUGAGUCUCCUUCAGACCAGCCCUGGAACCACCAUCCCAGAAACCAUUGAUGAGAUUGACAUCUUGGGAAAAUGUCCUACAACAUAUGAGCGAAAAGGUUCCCGACUCCUGAAGACAAAGGAUUUAAACCAGUGUUCCCUCCGACAUCAUGGAUUUACUUUUCUUCAAUCAGAAGUUCUUCCAGGGAUGCCACCAAUCUUGACUUCAAAACUGGAGUGCUACCAGACUUUUCAGAAAGGCCUGCUGGAGGAUGCAACCUGCACAGAGUUUGAUGUAGUUAAACCCUUCUCCGAGAAGGGGAAUGGUGCGCAGACAAAGACAUAUUCUACCCUGAGUUUGCUGCAUGUGAGGCCCCAGGCCUUGUCCAACAAAGAUUAUGGAAAAUUUUAUGUGAGCAGUCUACUGUAUGAAUGGGAGGGCCUGGCCACUCAGUCCCAGGUAGCUGAUGUAGCUGAAUCUGUGAGGAAGCUGUGUCUGGCUCAGGCUACAAGUUUUGAGACUGCAGAGCUCUUCAUGGAGCUGGUGUUUGAGCUGAGGGGCUUGUCUGCUGAUGCACUGAUGGACCUCUGGCAAAGAUCUUCCUUUAAGUGCAGAGACAAUUGGCAACCCCUAGUAGAUGCUUUGCCCUCUUGUGGAACAGAAGCCUGUGUUGCCCUCAUGAAGGAGCUUAUCAUGUCUGGAGAUGUGGAAAAUGAAGAGUCAGAGUCAUUCCUCUGGUCCUUGGCGUUUGUCCCUCAGCCCACAGCUGGCAUGGUGCAUUUACUGCUGCCUUUACUGCAGUCCCCAGCAGUGAGUUCCAGUGCCUUCCUCAGCAUCUCUGCCCUGGUGCACAACCUCUGCAUGGCAGGUGGGGCCUGUGAGCGACUUCCAGGAGUGAGCUCAUUAAUGAAGAUCCUUAAAGAAGCCUUAGGAGAGAACUGUAGCUCUCAGGGACCCAAAGACAAUGGCCGGCUUCAGCUCAUGUUGAAAGCCAUUGGCAAUGCGGGCUUGGCAGCAGCCACUCUCACCUCGGUCCUGAGCUCCUGUGCAGCCAUGAAAAGCAAUGCCCCUGAAAUUCGGCUGGCUGCAAUCCAGGCCUUCCGGAGAAUCCCUUGCUCUGUGAACCGCUCUGGGCUUGCCCGGCUGUACCAAGCCACAGAAGAAGAUGCUGAAAUCCGUAUGACUGCCUAUUACUUCUUUAUGAAAUGCCCCAGUGAGGAAGCAUUUGCCUUGGUGCGUGAAACUCAGGCAGCAGAGCAAUCUACCCAAGUGGGAGCUUUUGUUUGGAGUCACCUCUCUCAGCUGCUAGAGACGGAGGACCCUCUCAAACGUUCCCUUCGGGACUCUCUCCCUGAUGAUAUCCUCAGCCAGGAAUUUGAAGCUGAGACCUGGAAACAUUCCUCCUAUUCAGAUGUCACCUUUCGCUCAGCCUCCAGCAGUAUGGGUGCCAAUCUGGAAGCCACUUUGCUCUUCUCCCCAGCCUCCUUUCUCCCCCGUUCCAUCAUGACUAAUCUGACUGUGCACAUCAUGGGCCGUGCUACCAAUAUUCUGGAGUUUGGGCUCCGGUUAGAAAAUGCUGAAAAGCUGGCUUACAGUGUGUUUGGUAGGCAGCCGGCGAUGGCCACAUUCUGGGAUGAUGAUGAGAAAAGUGAGCCCAAACCAGAUACUGACAUGGAAUUGGUACAUGGAGUCAAUGAGAAGAAGUCAGGAUUGGCUAGGGCAGAGUGCCCAGGUGGGGGGCACAGUAAGUUGAAGGAGCUCCAGGAGAAGAUGACUCAGAGAUGGGAGAAGAGAAGGUACCUGAAGUGUGAUCUUAGUCUGAAAAUCUUUGGGAAUGAGCUUGGUUUUGUGGACUGUGGGGCAAUGAGAAGUCACAUGAAGAGGUACUCCCUGAACCUGGCUGAACUGACUGUCAAGCUCCUCAAGGGUCAGGAGGUACAGAUUAAUAGGAGACUGAGUCUGGCAACUGAAGAGUUUUCCUUUCCAGUUCUGUCGGGUUUCCCUGUGCAAUUAGCCUUGAAUGCCUCAGCUGCCAUCAACAUCCGGAUUCGAGGGACUGUGGACUUCAAGCAGUUUUCAGAUUUCUCCUUGGAGGGCUAUAUCAAGCCAAGUGCCUUAAUACAGAUUGCAGCUCAUAUGGGUGUGGCAAGCUUCCAUGGGAAAGCAGGGGUCAAGUGGGUGACUGGCAUCCGAAGUUCCACCAGCCUUGAUGGAGGAAUCACAGUGAAGAAGGGUCAGGAGCUCAAGAUGUUCCUGAAUACGCCUGAGGAAUCCAUGGAACUAGUAAAUUUCAGCUCUAAGCUGUAUCUCACGACUGUGGAUGGUGUAAUGAAUAUUGACCGAUUAAACAACCCUUCAGAGAUGCAGUUCUGCACUGGAGAAGAAGCAUCUCACAUUUGGGGCUGGCAGAUGUGUUCCAAAGUGUCUUAUCCAACCCAGGGGCAGCCUUUCUCUCUUGCUGUGCCAAUAGCUGCAGCAGUGACACUAAAGAAGCAGGACAAGGGGCUGCAGCAAUACCUGCUAGAAGCUGCCUAUGCUUAUAUUCCUCAGAAGGAGAGUUGGAUCCCUGAAGAAGCCACCAUCCAUUUUUUUAUGGGCACCCCAAAGUCAGAACAACCUAGAGAUGUAGGUAUGGAUCUCAGCUUCAGUGUGCCUCAGAAGAAGCUCCGAAUCAAGCUACUUCAUCCCAAGAAAAAAAUCAAGGUGGAUGGAAAAAUAGAUUCUUUCCAAAGUACCCGCUUUGGCCACCUGGAAAUGAUCUUGGAUGACAAGGAUGUCUAUUACAUCAAGGGGCUGAGUGAUGUCCAGACGUCCAGAGGGGAACAGAGAUAUGAGACUCAGCUGGAGGCAAAGCUGAUCAGACAAGGCAACCCUGUCAUUCUCAUGGGCAACAUCACUAAACAAGUUGGCAAGAAGAUGACAUUCUCUGUAUCCCUGAUGAAUGUGCUGAAGGACAAAGCCUUCUUGUCAGCAAUCUUGGAGAAGAAGUCAGAGGAUGGACUCCAGCUGUAUGCACUAGAAGGAGAAGCUUAUCUGCCAGAUAUUCUGGGUUUCCAUGCCAUUGGCCUGUUGCAACAAAGAGGGAACCUCUGGACCAAUGCCCUAAGAAUAAAAUAUGGGCUUCUAGGAGAGGCUAAGCACCUCCAGCAGGAAUGCAAUGCCGCCCAGAAGCUCAAAGUGGAGAACCAUCUGGAGGUGUACAAGCUGGACCUUGGGCAUGAAUUUCAUUGUACCCAGGUGCCCACGUAUAACCACAAGGUUCAACUACAGCAUGAGGAGAGUGUGUCCCGUCUACAUUCCAUGUUGGAAGUGAGUUAUGGGAAACACUGGGAUGAAAUCAACAAUAAAAGGAAGCUCCGAAUCAGCCAGACCUUCAAAAAUGACUCUGGCCCAUCCCUGAGCAACUACUUCAUGGAGUUCCUGCUGCAAGUGCCUGAGAGGCAGGUGGAUUACCGAACACAGUUCCAACAUUCCAGUUUCUCCCAGGGCCACGUGGAGAUCAGCACUCAUCUGAAGGUGCAGUAUAAUGGUCGCCUGCCCUUCAUGGCUGGGUUUCAAUGGAAGGACAUGUCUCGAGGUCUUCAAUGGAAAUGGGAAGGUGCAUUGAACUUGGAUACUCCAUGGUUGCUGUUGUCCCUGGCUCACAGGCUGCACCAACCUCACCGUUCUAUGUAUCAGGCCAUUUGGGAGCUGACAGCAGGGAAGGCCCUGUCCAUCAAGAACCUAGUAGUGGAGUUGUCCUGCAAAGACAAAAUUCAAAACAAAGAAGGGAAGAUCCACAUUUACACCCCAACCACCACCUACCUCAAGGCCUCCACAUUGAUUACUUGGGACCAGAAUGUUCUCCGAAGCCACGGUGAGCUGGUGACCACCUGGAGUCCCCUGAUUCAGAUAAAGGUUCAACUGGAGAAUCGCCGGGACAAGAAGCUCUUCCACUGUUGGCUGAAAGGUCCCAGGCAGGGACUGAACCUGACUUCUGCUUACAGACACACUGAGCGGCCUAGAAAGACCACUGUGUUACUAAUGGCCAUGUGGACUGAUUCUAAGAGCCAGCCUGCCGGAUUGCACCUAGAGGGCCAGCUGGAGGAGCUGAAGAGGGAGAGGCUCUUGUACCAGAAGCGAGGAAGCCUCCAGUUCAGGCAUCCCUUAAAACUGCCCAUCCCUCAGAGCCUCCUCCUACAGGAGACGUUUACUGUGGACAAAAGCCAGAAGCACUACAUGUUGGAGACCAAGGUCUUGGUGAAUGGGCUGGAAGAAUGCCUGCAGACCUUGACCCUGGGCUAUCAGGCUGACCGCCCCUAUAUCUGUGUUACUCUGACUCAUCCAUACAACAGCAAGGUCAUCCCCAAGAGCAUAGACACGUGUGUGCUGACAAGGAUUCGACAUACCCAGAGUAACCAGGAGGUUGAAGCUACUUUGAAAGUUAAUCAAAAGGAUAUUCUACAUUUAAAGGGAAGAUACCAUAACAGGACUAUGGAAGGAAAUUACCAUCAUGGCCUGAACUUGGAUUUGACUCAUUCAACUCAGCUGAGGAUCCCUCAGGCACUGGGCUUUGAUGGUGAGAUCUUCUUCAGACAACACCCCAUGGAAGAGUUUGAUUGUGGUAUAACUAUGCAAGCUGCUGUCAGCCAGAAGGUCAUAUCUCAGUUCUUGCUUCAGCUGAAUGGAUCCAAGUCUCACUUUGGAUUUUUCUCCCAACUUAAGCAUCCUGUCAGUGUGACACUUCCUCCAAAUUUCCAGGUCCAAGCUGCUGGUAGGUUUUACAAAGAUCGAAGUAUCAAUGGCUCCUUAUCUGUGCAUGUCUCGGGGAAGGAGCUGACUCUCCUGGAGGCCAGCUUGAGCAGAGAGGCCAGGAAGAGCUCCCACAGAUGGGAUGUGAGUGCUCUCCUCCGGCAAGCCAUCUUCACUGAUCCUAGGGCAGUGUGGCUACAGAUAUCCAGCAAAUUCUCUCCAGUAAGGGUCUGGUUCUUUACCAAGAUGUCAAUCAAUCAGAACAGCGCCCAGCUGUUUUUCACAGGACUCAAGGAACAGAAAGUGGGGUCCGUCUUGUCCCUGCAGGGUAGAGUCCAACACAACAUUGACAGUUGGGGGACUGUCCCAAAGCUCCUCGACCUCACCGGAUCUCUUAAACAGAAGAAUCAAAGCAACGAGGGGAACCUCAGCAUCCUUAUUGAUGAUGCUAUGUUUGGACUCCGGCUAAGGGAUAAACACGUGUUGGGGAACAGCAGCAUGCGCAGUGUGACCUGUGUGAUGAUUCAGAAUGGCAGUCAGGCCAUCCCUGAGGAACUUAAGCUGAGGGGACAGUUGCAGACCCAACCUAAUGGCUAUCACACCCAUGUUACCUUUCACGCAGAGGAGACCAUUUUGUCCCUGGGCACAGCCUGCACCAUAGCUCCAGGGCAUAGGCAGCUCUCUGCCAAUCUGUCUCACAACAGUAACACCUUAAAAAGUUCAGGACUGCCUACUAGUGGAGAGCUUCUGUUCUCCCACAUCUACCGUGCUCCCAACCACAGGCUGACUCUGGGGCUACAGAGCAAUGGACACCAUAUUGAUGCUGCCUUGAGAGUAGAAAAUCCUGGGGAAUUCUCAGAGGCCCGGAUCACUGCAAAUCUGAGUCAUAAUGUCAAGGACUUCAGGCAACUUGGAAUCCCUUUUUCUGUUGAAGGAGACUGUUAUUAUCAAGUCAGCUGCAGCGGGGAAGCCUCCUCCAGCCAGCUGUCCGGCCACUGCAGCGGGGACAUCUCCCACCGUCCAUUUGAGGUACAGACUUCCUUCUCAGCCAUGGGGUUCCGUAGAUGUGGCGCAGUGAGGUUCAACUAUUGCCGGGAUAGCCUGAGUGCGGGUGGCUGUCACAGCAGGGGACGUGGGCAGGAAGUCACAGCAGAGCUGGUGCACACAUUCUCCCACCUCCGUUUCCUUCACAUCCCAAGAGAUGUGAAGGUCAGAGCCUUGCUCAGGUGUCAGCCCAGUAGACUGAAGGCCAGGCUAAAUCUAACAGCAGAGGGACGGGGGAUCCACACCCACUUAGAUGUUCAAAACUCAUCAGGGUCCAAAAAGGGCAGAGUAACUUCCUCUCCUAGGGGAGAGGCUGAUGCGCUUCUCGUCAACCACACAGCAGAGACCUGGAGGGUCCCCAAGCCACAUUGUCAUGGUUUCGAAGGGCAUGUUCAUGUCUCCCUUGACAAGAGAGGUGUUCUACUCUCAGCAAGAACUCACUGGCAGGGCUGGGGUAUGGCCAAGGUCAAGUUGCUCCAGGAGCUAUCACAAAAAAAGAAACCACAGAAUUUAGGCAGGAGGUGGUCAAUCACGUUAUACGCAAAAGCAAAAAAUAAAAAGAUUAAGGGCAGCUUGAAAGUUCGAAGAAACCAAGAUUCUUUCCAUACAAGCGGGUUUAUCUGGCUGCUGGAUCGUGGGGCCAGGAUGAACUGGACUUGGGAGCACCAGUGGAGACAGCUGAGCACUCUCCUUGUGCCUUCAAGUGUACAGCUAGUGGGGUGGGUGACCUACGGCCCAACAUCGCUCAUUAGCAAGGUCCGAGUCAUGGUGGGGGGCCAGCCCCUGAGAGCGGAGCUGCUGACCUCCUGGGGGAGGAAGACAGAGCUGAAGGUGCUGCUGCACCAUGCCAUCCUGAGCUGGCUGCGGACUGGCAUUCCUGAGAGAAACUGGCUCCACGGAGCAGCUCGGCUGGGGGCCCAGGCAGACCUGAGUCUGGAGAUGCUGAGUGGAACCUGCAGGGUGUCCGGUGUGGGGCGACAAGGGAGGAGACCACCCGGGCAGUGGAAGCUGGCUCUCCGUGGUCACUGUCCCUACUUGCAGAGUCCAGCCAUGCUGUCCCUGAAUGGUUCCCUUCUGGUACAUGGUUGCAAGGCCAGGCUAGCAGGACACCUCUCUUCUGGUGAAGCUUUUACCCACAUCCACUUGUACACUUUCUGUGGUCUCCACAACCACUUGGAAGCCCAGCUUCAACAAUCGUGGCCUCUACUCAAAGGACUGGGAAUUGCCGAAGAGAAUCUGUUCAGGGUGUCAACUACAGGCGGAGAUGCACCAAAGGUGCUGCUAGAACUGACCAUCGGCCCAUGUUCUAUGAUGGCAGAUGGAGAUAGUGAUGAAGGAGAUGCUCGCAUGCACUUAGCAACUUCCUGCAGACAAAAACCCUUGGUACAAGGAAGCCUGCACCAUUCCUUCAGGUCCCUGACCCAUCUGGGGCUGCCCCCCAGCAGCACCAUCUACCUGCAGACAGGGUUGGGCUCUGUCCCACAAAGCUCCUUAACUCUCCAAGUUGGGCAGUGUCGGCUCCUGGGAAGAAUGGAGUUCCAGCCCAGGAACAAAACCCAGUGGGUACUUGAUACAGAGACAGAGUGUGAGCUACUGCAGGACCUUGGGAUCCCCGCCCGGAUGCACCUCAACGGAUCAGCUCAGGUGGCCGACAGUCAGAUCAAGCUGCUCUGUACUCUGCUGAUGGAUGGCUCGGCAGCUUUCUUGGAACUCAGGGGGGCAUGGCAACCCCAGCUCACCAUCCGGGCCACAUUCAGGCACACCUUGCCAGCAUUCUGGGCCAUCCCACAGGAGACCAAGCUGUCUUUCCAAGCUGGCAAACAGGCCAAAUACCAGCUGAGCCUGACACUGAGAUCCGGAGCCUGUGAACUCCAAGCUAAUGGGGAUCUGCAGCUGGAGAAAAAGUUCCAAUGGAGGGCCCUGGUUGAGAAUUUCUGCAAAGCGACGCAGGCUCUUGGGAUCCCAGGUCGGAUUGAUGGCUCUGGCUAUGUGGUGGUGAACAAUAUGGAUCUGGAUGCUCAGAUGUUGGUCACUGUAGAUGACAGUACAGUGAGAGGCCUUCUUAUCCUGAAGGCCACUGAGACACAUCAAGAGCUAGACAUGCUGUUCACUCACAAUCUCCCUGAUGCUAUCCACUUUGGCAUCCCAGCUCGGAUCCUGGUGGAUGUGACCACAGUGAGAAGUAAUCAUAGUUACAGGCGUACCAUCCGGUUUGGAAUGGACAAUAAGCAGAUUUCUGAGGAGCUCAGUUUCACUCAACAGUCAGACUAUGUUUCCCUUGACUACAAAAUCCGACACAACGUCCUGACAUUACAGGCAUUGGGGCUGGAAGACAGGAUAGACUUGCAGGUGUCUCUGGACCACCAAACAGCCAAGAACUUGAGUGUGAGAGCCCAGUAUGGCUCAGGGAUCAUCACCUUUGGAGGCCAAAGCUGGAGCACCACAGCCAAACACUCCUGGUCUGGGACCCUCUGGCAUAACUGGCCUGUGUUGUUGCAGUGUGGACUACCAGAAUCGCUUCAGAUUGUGAUGUACCUCCAAGGAACCAAUUCCAACAUUGACAGCUCUGUGAACAUUCUGGUGGGGCAGACCUCUCUCAACUACACCAUGAGCUGUUUUUAUGCCAGACAGCAAAUAGAGUUCUCUUGUUGUAGCAAACAUAACAGCAGUGCUCUCAGGCAAAGAACUGGCUACCCAGAAGUGGUCAACUUUACUGUAGUGCUACAGACACAAGAAACACAGACCCAAGGCAGCGUGAAUAUCCAAGGAGGAGACAGGAAAAUCAGUGUCAAUGUGGCAGCUCUGGAGGCCUUGGAACUAAAUGGGACCCUCGAGCUUAUGGCCCAUAUCCAACACACAGUGCCAAUUCUCAGGCAGCUGGGCCUGCCCUUCACAAGCCAGUUGUUAUUCCAGGAAAUCUUGGCAGCCAGUGAAAUGAAAACAUCCUUGGAGGUGACCUGUGAGAAUCAAACAAGUCUUCUCAUCCAUGUGAGGGGAAGGAAUCAACCACUCAGCAAAGAAUUACAUGUUACCAGCCAACAGCAUCUCUCCUUCCUCCUCAACCACUUCCCCAGAAAAGCCAAACUUUCCACCAAGGUAAGUUAUUCUACUAGUGGAGCUGAAAACAUGAUUGCUGUUGACCUGGAAAAGCAUCAUUUCCACAUGGCCACCAAGCUGACAUUUGCUGCAUCCAACUUCACUCAAGUGACUGAGCUGAUGCAUACAAUUCCCCAGCUCAAAAUGAUCCCCUGGGAAAUGGUGCUUCUAACCAUGUAUCAGAAAGCCAAUGGGACAAGAACCAUCCAACAAUUGGUGCUAUGGGGCGGACAGGAGUUCAAAUUCAUCGGCAGCUACUCAGGGCUUUUCCCCAAGUUCUCAAGGGGCCAGCACCUGCAGGUGGAACUUGUCCAUCCUCUCUCCAUCCCUUUUCCUCAGCAUUCCAAGAUCACCAUGUCUCUGCUCCACUCAGUUCACAGCCAUCAAGAUAAUGUAGUCAUUGAAUGGAACAGCAAAGAGCAGGUGGUGCUCUCCUCCUCCCUAAAGCUGGGGAAAGAUCGAGUGGAUGGCCAGCUGGUAUUUGUGCAUCCCUUCAACCUAUCCUGGAGCCACGUGGAAGCCAAGGGCCUGGCGGAGAGGAGAAGGAGCAGGUACAAGCAACAGGUACAACUUACCUGGAAUAGGGGGAAACCUGUCAACUUCCAGCUCCUCUGGGCAGAUAGGUCAGAAGCUAUCGUGACCAUCUGGGAAGGCUGUCUCACUGCAACCUCAGGACAGCUCCAGAAAUUCCUGCCCCUGAGCAAUCUCAAGGCCUGUGGCUCUGUAACUCAGACUGCAGUAGUGUUCAGCGAGCAUCUUGAUCUGUCCUGGGACAGCCGGAAAGUCAAACAGAGUCUGAAAUAUGAGAAACACCUGCCACUCCAGUCGGAUAGACUCCAUGCAGAAGUGACUCUAGAGAACAUCUUCUUGACCUCCUGCCCCAAACAAAGCUUCCAGGGAGAAAUAGAGACUGACUACCUCAGUCGUCUCAGCCAUUCUCUCAGGCUGGGAUUCUGUAAUUUUGCCAGUGCAGUCAGCCUGGUGGGGAUGGAUUCAGUGUCCAGAGUUCAGCUUAGAAACCGUUCCCAUGUCUCUCUCCAGGCUGUUGUGAUCUCUGGGGAACAUCUGCUGAGCCAAGGUAGCUUCAUGCUACAGUCCAGGAGCCUGUUCCGCCUUGCCCCAGAUCCUGGGGAUGGUUUGGUGUUGGUCUUAACCCUCAGGAACCACAGCACCCCAAAGACUCAAGACUUCUCUGGAGAGCUAGAGAUGAGGGCACCUGGAAAUCAGCAAGUGAGCCUGCUGGGAAGGGUCACUGAAUCAUCCUCUCAGAAAGUAGUCCUGCUACAGGGGAGCAUGGAAAGAGAGGAAAAGUUGAAGUUGACAGCUUCCCGGACUCCAGACUGUCUCCGAGCUUACCUAGCAUAUGGAAAAGGGCCGGUGUCAGAGAAACUAAAGGAGAAGCGUCCUAAAGAAUCAAUUUGUCCUUUUAUUGCCCUAGGGCCAAAGGAGGAAGGUGUGGAGAUCAGUGCCUGCUCUGACGGAAGGCGGGAGGCCAGAGCUGAGGCUGUACUCCAUGUCCGUGGUGGGCAGAAUGAACCCUUGGGCCAGCUGGUCCUCAAGGCUGCCAACCAGAGUCUAAGCCUGGCUGCCCACGGCUGCAUCACUCCCCUUGGAAACGCAGAGUCCAAACUGGCCGAGGUCGGGUCUCACCUACAAGCCAGACUCGUGGAAAAGUUCCAAGUGUUUGACACCUACCUCCAGAAGUUCCGGGACUUGGUGCAACAGAUAGACUUCCUGGACAGUGCAGCUGGCUGGGUCCUGCAGAUGUCCCAGGAUGCUGUGAAAGCACUACAGGCAGGGGGUAGAGCUGCAGCUGGACUGUGGAGGCAAAGCUCAGCCAGGCAGCUGCUGAGACAUCACCUCCCUCUGCACCUGGAGAGGCUCCAAAUGCUGAUGGAACAGACACAGAGCGAGCUGCAAAAGCCAUUAGCCACGCUGAAGGAUGCCUACUACGAAGUCACCCUCAAACCCCUGGAUGAGGUAUGGCAGGAGAGGACUGAGGAGGCUCUGAGGAGGAUGCAGGCCUGUGUGCCCUCGGGGGUGACGGACACCUGGCUCACGAGGCCAGUCCUGCUGUCUUUGCGAGCUGUGAAGGGCGCCCUGGAUCUGGCUGCCCACCAGAUACUGAAGUGGGCAGAAGCCAAAUUCUCCAGAGCAAUAAGAAGACUACGGAAACCCUUGUCCAGUAUUUACAGCUUCUCUGCGAGGAAUUGCUCCGUGGUGAUAAGGCUUCCAGUGCUGCCAGGAGGGGAUCAGCCGAUGGACUUGGCCAAGGUGACCAACUAUCUCAUCGAAGAAAAAUUGUUGCAGCCCCUUCGUGAGCUGUACGGCAUCAACCUCCUGGCGGAAUAUUAUCGUAUCAAGCAUCGGCUGCUGGAGAACCCCUUUGAACACCAUGCCGUGAUGAUUGGGGACAGGCACGUAGUGACAUUCGAUGGGCAGGCCUAUGACCUUACCUCCAAAUGCAGCCUGUUGCUCGCCAAAGACUUUGCUCGGAACUCCUUCCUGUUUUUACUGAACCAGCCAAACACAGGACCCAGAUCCUUGUAUGUGGAAUUGAAUCACACAGCCUUUAUCAUCUACCCAGGACUAAAGGUCUACAAGAUAUAUGAUUCUUCCUUAAUAGGAGAGAACUGUCUGGGUUUGGACCCUUUGCCUGCCAAGGUCAGAGCCAAUGGGAGGAAAGAAGUUUAUAAAAUAGAAUUAUCCAAUGAGAAUGGUGCUAUGGUCUCCUGUGACAUUCAUUCUGAUAUCUGUAGUAUGACACUGGAUGGCUGGAAUCACGGUAUGUCAGCAGGUAUCUUGGGCACCAAUGACAACGAGGCAGGCAACGAUCUGUUGCUCCCAAAUGGAUCCCUGGCGGGCGACCUAGAUGAAUUCACUGAAGCAUGGAAGGUGGAUAGUGAGUGCCAGGCCCAGAGAAGGAAAGCAGAGACCUGUCUCCAAGCUCCAUCCUUCAGACUCUGCAAGGCAUUCUUUGUGGAUGCCCACUCUGAGCUCCGUAAUUGCUUCCGAGUGGUAGAUCCUGCCCCGUUCUACAGUAUGUGCAUCCGAGAUACCUGUGAGAUAAGUGAACUCCAGGCUGCCUGUAACAUGGUCUCUGCCUACGUCCAUCUCUGUGGUCGAGGCUUUGUACCUCUGGCAAUUCCCCCUCGGUGUGCUUAAGAUUCUGCUCAGGGCCGCCCUGGGCCGACAAAGGAGAGCCAGCUCUUUCACCUUUUGACAAGUUCUUGCAUCCAACAACCAGUGGCAACUUUGUAGAGAAUCAUCCCUAAGGAGGGAGAAAAUGCAUUCCCAGGACACCCAAGAAAAUGAAAAAAAUGUCUAGCACACUAACCCGUGGCCUGCUGAAGGGGAGCCAUUUAUUGUUUUAAGUAGCGUGGCCAAGGACAAGGGAGGUAGCCCUCCCCAACAGGUUGUAGUGAAGCUCUUCUUCCUUCACUGAAAGAGCCUAAGACAUUCCCUAUUCUGACCCAAAAAGCUCUCCUCUGACAGUUCAAAGGAUUUGUUUUACUCCAGAGUGAAGAGGAGAGAACAAUCUGCUUUAGCUGGAAAGAAGACUUAUUCAUUGCUUAUUUAGUGAGCACCUACUACACAAAGCAUGGUAGUUCUGAAUCAGUUGUGUCAGCUGUAAGGAAGUCUUACUUAUUAAUUCUAUUAACUCAGGUUUCUUCCAGGUGUAUUUUACCAUCAAAUUCUAUUUUGUGAUUGGCUUAAAAAAAACCACCUGAUUUGACUUCCUUGCCCUUACCUGUACCAACUUCUCAUUUCCUACUAGGGUUGCAUUUUGCUCAGGCAGCCAUAGUAUUUUCAAAAAGUGGAGAUCUUGUCAGAUUUUCUUAUUAUCAAGCUAUUUUUUAAAAAUUACUGUAAAUAAACUAGAUUUAAAUUUUGAGGUUUGGUGGGAACAACCUCCUGAAUUAAUAUUCUCAAGUGCAUAUCAUGAGCACAGGUUUUUAUAACUUAUUCUGGCCAUGACAUGGAAUAACAGGGUCCUGAUUUAUACUGUAAUCAAAAUUGUGAAUUUGAUUUAAUGUAAUUUCUUUGAUUUUGUUACUUAUUAAUAAAUUUGGUUGAAUCCAA